This is a messenger RNA of Anas platyrhynchos (mallard), 581 nucleotides long. NCBI's taxonomy places the organism in Eukaryota, Metazoa, Chordata, Aves, Anseriformes, Anatidae. The record is from RefSeq and is a predicted model, not a curated record.
AGCAUCACGCCCCCCCCCCCAGCAGCAGAUGGAUUCACUCACCCCCCCUCCCCCCAAAAAAACCCUCCCUGCUCUAAUUUCUCUUUAUUUUUUUGCCUUUCCAACAGGACAACCUGGCCCCAAGGGACAGAAAGGUGAACCCGGCGAUAUCAAAGAUGUUGUAGGACCCCGAGGGCCUCCGGGACCGCAGGGCCCGGCAGGCGAGCAGGGACAGCGAGGGGACCGCGGCGAGAAAGGGGAGAAGGGUGCUCCUGGCCCCCGCGGCAGGGAUGGAGAACCUGGGACCCCCGGCAACCCCGGCCCCCCCGGCCCCCCCGGACCUCCCGGCCCCCCUGGACUCGGUGGGAACUUCGCGGCUCAGAUGGCGGGCGGCUUCGACGAGAAGGCUGGCGGCGCGCAGAUGGGCGUCAUGCAGGGACCCAUGGGACCCAUGGGACCCCGCGCCCCCCCGGCCCCACCGGCGCUCCCGGUCCCCAAGGAUUUCAAGGCAACCCCGGCGAGCCUGGCGAACCCGGCGCUGCUGGUCCGAUGGGUCCCCGGGGACCUCCGGGACCUCCUGGGAAACCCGGUGACGACGUGAG